This is a messenger RNA of Ceratotherium simum simum (southern white rhinoceros), 5579 nucleotides long. Lineage: Eukaryota; Metazoa; Chordata; Mammalia; Perissodactyla; Rhinocerotidae. The record is from RefSeq and is a predicted model, not a curated record.
UUUUCUUUUUCAUUAACAGACAUAUGUAGAGUGUGUCGGUCAGAAGGAACCCCUGAGAAACCUCUUUAUCACCCUUGUGUGUGUACUGGCAGUAUUAAGUUUAUCCAUCAAGAAUGCUUAGUUCAGUGGCUGAAACACAGUCGAAAAGAAUACUGUGAAUUAUGCAAGCACAGAUUUGCGUUCACACCAAUUUACUCCCCAGAUAUGCCUUCACGGCUUCCAAUCCAGGACAUAUUUGCUGGACUGGUUACAAGUAUUGGCACUGCAAUACGAUAUUGGUUUCAUUAUACACUUGUGGCCUUUGCAUGGUUGGGAGUUGUUCCUCUUACAGCAUGCCGCAUCUACAAGUGCUUGUUUACCGGCUCCGUGAGCUCGCUACUGACACUGCCACUAGACAUGCUGUCCACGGACAACUUGUUGGCAGAUUGUUUGCAGGGUUGCUUUGUGGUGACAUGCACACUGUGUGCGUUCAUCAGCCUGGUGUGGUUGCGAGAGCAGAUCGUCCACGGAGGAGCGCCGAUUUGGUUGGAGCAUGCUGCUCCACCCUUCAAUGCUCCUGGGCACCACCAGAAUGAGGCUCCAGCAGGAGGAAAUGGUGCUGAAAAUGUUGCCCCUGACCAGCCUGCUAACCCACCAGCUGAGAAUGCAGUGGUGGGGGAAAACCCUGAUGCCCAGGACGACCAGGCGGAAGAGGAGGAGGAGGAGAACGAGGAGGAAGAUGAUGCGGGAGGGGAGGACGCAGCCGAUGCCAACAAUGGGGCCCAGGAUGACAUGAACUGGAAUGCUUUAGAAUGGGACCGAGCUGCAGAAGAGCUUACGUGGGAAAGAAUGCUAGGACUUGAUGGAUCACUAGUUUUUCUAGAACACGUCUUCUGGGUGGUAUCUUUAAACACACUGUUCAUUCUUGUUUUUGCAUUUUGCCCUUACCACAUUGGUCAUUUCUCCCUUGUUGGUUUGGGAUUUGAAGAACACGUCCAAGCAUCUCAUUUUGAAGGCCUAAUCACAACCAUAGUAGGGUAUAUACUUUUAGCAAUAACACUGAUAAUUUGUCAUGGCUUGGCAACUCUUGUUAAAUUUCAUAGGUCUCGUCGCUUGCUGGGAGUCUGCUAUAUUGUUGUUAAGGUCUCUUUGUUAGUGGUGGUGGAAAUUGGAGUGUUCCCUCUCAUUUGUGGCUGGUGGCUGGAUAUCUGUUCCCUGGAAAUGUUUGAUGCUACUCUGAAAGAUCGAGAGCUGAGCUUUCAGUCAGCUCCAGGUACUACCAUGUUUCUGCAUUGGCUAGUGGGAAUGGUGUAUGUGUUCUACUUUGCCUCCUUCAUUCUGUUACUGAGAGAGGUACUUCGACCUGGUGUCUUGUGGUUUCUAAGGAAUUUGAAUGAUCCAGAUUUUAAUCCAGUCCAAGAAAUGAUCCACUUGCCCAUUUAUAGGCAUCUCCGAAGAUUUAUUUUAUCAGUGAUUGUCUUCGGCUCCAUUGUCCUCCUGAUGCUUUGGCUUCCUAUACGUAUAAUUAAGAGUCUGCUGCCUAAUUUUCUUCCAUACAAUGUCAUGCUCUAUAGUGAUGCUCCAGUGAGUGAACUGUCUCUUGAGCUGCUUCUGCUUCAGGUUGUCUUGCCAGCAUUACUUGAGCAGGGACACACGCGACAGUGGCUGAAGGGGCUUGUGCGAGCAUGGACUGUUACUGCUGGAUACUUGCUGGAUCUUCAUUCCUAUUUAUUGGGAGACCAGGAAGAAAACGAGAACAGUGCAAACCAACAAGUCAACAAUAACCAGCAUGCUCGAAAUAACAACGCUAUCCCUGUGGUGGGGGAAGGCCUGCAUGCAGCUCACCAAGCCAUACUCCAGCAGGGAGGGCCUGUUGGCUUCCAGCCUUACCGCCGGCCUUUAAAUUUUCCACUCAGGAUAUUUUUGUUGAUUGUCUUCAUGUGUAUAACCUUACUGAUUGCCAGCCUCAUCUGCCUUACUCUACCAGUAUUUGCUGGCCGUUGGUUAAUGUCAUUUUGGACGGGGACUGCCAAAAUCCAUGAGCUCUACACAGCUGCCUGUGGUCUGUAUGUUUGCUGGCUAACCAUAAGGGCGGUGACGGUGCUGGUGGCGUGGAUGCCGCAGGGACGCAGAGUGAUCUUCCAGAAGGUUAAAGAGUGGUCCCUCAUGAUAAUGAAGACUUUGAUAGUUGCAGUGCUGCUGGCUGGUGUCGUCCCUCUCCUGCUGGGGCUCCUGUUUGAGCUGGUUAUUGUUGCUCCCUUGAGGGUUCCCUUGGAUCAGACUCCUCUUUUUUACCCAUGGCAGGACUGGGCACUUGGAGUCCUGCAUGCCAAAAUCAUUGCAGCAAUAACACUGAUGGGUCCUCAGUGGUGGUUGAAAACUGUAAUUGAGCAGGUUUAUGCAAAUGGCAUUCGGAACAUUGACCUUCACUAUAUCAUUCGUAAACUGGCAGCACCAGUGAUCUCCGUGCUCUUACUUUCCCUGUGUGUACCGUACGUCAUAGCAUCUGGUGUCGUUCCUUUACUAGGUGUAACUGCAGAAAUGCAAAACUUGGUCCACCGGCGGAUUUAUCCAUUUUUACUGAUGGUCGUGGUAUUGAUGGGAAUCUUGUCCUUCCAGGUCCGCCAGUUUAAGCGCCUUUAUGAACAUAUUAAAAAUGACAAAUACCUUGUGGGCCAACGCCUCGUGAACUAUGAACGGAAGUCUGGCAAACAAGGCACAUCUCCACCACCUCCACAGUCGUCCCAAGAAUAAAGAGGUUGUCUCAACUACCUUGACCUUCCCCUUGCCUUUACGUGUCCUUUUUUGUGGACUUCUCUUUUUGGAGAUUUUUCCCAGUGAUCUCUCAGCAUUGUUUUUAAGUUAAAUGUAUUUGACUUGUGUUCUCAGCAUUCAGAGAGCAGCACUGCAAGGCUCUGCUGCCCGUCCUCCAUCUUCUGACAUCAUUGCUGUCCGAGAUCUGUAAUAUGUGUAAAUAGAAGUUCCUGGAUACCCUCAACCUUGGAUUAAACAGAAUGUGCAUUGUACAUCUUUAAACAAAAUGUAUAUUAAUUUAUUAAAUCUAGUUGUCACUUUAUUUUGGACCUGCUGUGAUCUUGACAGGAAACGUACCACAGAGCCAUAGUGCAGAGGCAAGACUUUUUAAUGACAUCUUUUGGAGCGCAACAUCUUGGUGUUCCUAGCAGUGCUUAUUAAGUAAACCAUACAUUCUGUCCGUCUUGGCUACUCAGACCUUACCAAGAAUGUAAAAGGAAACAAGUAGAAAUCAGCAGUGUGGAGUGUCUGUGGUAAGAAAACAUGAACUUUGUGCUUCACUGUCAAUCGUUUUUGGAAGUUAUUUUGUAUAACACCAAAGCUGUUGUACAUUUUCUACUGCCUGAUUUUUUUUCAUGUGUCUAUGUUUAUAAUAUUGUAUAGUAUCUUGUGUUAGGUGACGAGAUUAUUUUUAAUUUUGAUAAUUUAAUAUUCCUAGUGAUCAGCAUUGGGAGUGGGUUUUUGUGCUUGUUAGGGGCAUGUCUAUACUUAGAGGAAAAAAAAAGUCCAAAAGAAGUUCCCCCUCCAUCCCCUUUUCCCACACACAGCUAUCUUUUUUUCUUUUUGGCAGCAGUGGCCAUGCCAGAUCAUCGAUCUUACAGAAUAAUUUUGCCAACGAUACUGCAUCUUAGUGGAAUUAGGACGUACUGAGAUGUUUGUUAAGUGUAGAUGUGGUUUGUGGUCUUAGAUGGACAGCAUUAGAGAAGACUGGUUAGAACACCUAGUCCUGCUAGUUAGUGCAUCAGUGGGUGAGGAUUAGGGAGUACAUUUCUCCUCGUUUUCCAUGAGUAAAUCCCAGAGUCUCCAGAGCUUUUUGUUUACAGAAUAAAACUACAAAUAAAACCAACCUGAUUUUAUUUGUGCAGAAGGAAGCUGGCUGAGCUGGCCUUUUAACAUAGGAGUACAGAAUGUAUUUCAUUGGAAACGUGCUGUAAAAUCUCAGAACACUGAACACUUACAAACUUCAUUUUCCCUUGUAACCAAAGCUUCAAGGUAGAAGUUUAGAGAAAUAGUGAGAAUGGUUGGGCACAUGAUCCAAGUAUUUAAUGAUAAUGGUUUAUUGUAAGGGUGGUGUUUGUUGUUGAAUGGUAACUUAGAAGAUCUCAGAGAAAAUGGACAGCAUAGGUCUUCAGAAACCAUAAAAGAAUUUCCAUAUGGUAUUAAAAUCCAUAGACUCAAAUCUGAGGAUUUUUUAAAAUAUGAACGUCAGCCAAACAUAAGCUACCAAAAUCAAAGCAAUAUGUUAUGGUUGUUUUAUAUUUCAACAAAUUUUCCCAAGGUGGUGAGUGUUACUUUACUUUAAAAUAUAUUUUAAAACAUCAGUAUCAAAAAAGAGCUUGACACAGGAUUCAGUGUUACACUUUUUGGCACUUUUUAGCAGCCUUUUCUCUUGUAUUUGAAAUAAGGUCUUUGCUAGCCCUACCUUUACUUAGAAAUUUAGUCCUGCUGUAAAAAAUUAGGUGCAUUUUAAAACAUAAUGCCACCCAUCGUGGUGUAUGUCUAUAUAAAUUGUUCUCUUUGGGAGAAAAUAUUAUCAAAUUGGGCUUAUAAUUUGAUUAUGUUAAUUUAGGUUUCUUUUUUAAUUGUCCAGAGAAUUUGUAGAUCUUGAUAUAAAGUCAUUGAAACACAUUUAUCUGUUUUACCAGAAAGACAUCUAGGCAGAUAACAUAAAAGAUUAAAAAUUGUUAUUCUACAAAAUUUUAAAUGAAUCUUAUAUUUUGUAAAAAAGAAAAUAACAUAUGAAUGGUCAAAAAGUUGCCCUCCAUUCACUGGCAGAUAACUUUAUCUUGUCUUCCUGAAGGAUUUCCCCUGGUUUCUCAGUUGUGCUUUGUCCUGUUGUUUUCAAAAAGCUGGAUACUUUCAUAAGGAAAGCAUUUGCUGGCAUAAUAUUUACUUGGGUAGCAUCAAGAUUUUAUUAUUAACCAAUAGUCUUAUAAAUAUUUAAAACCUCUAGGUCAGAGAGUGCUAGUAUUGCUGCCCUUCUUCACGUGGAAUUUUUUUAAAUAAUAGUUUUGCUUCAUUUUACAUUGGGCUAAAAGUCUUCAAGGAAGUUAAUUAGGAAAGAAGACCUUUUUUGCUUCAUUUUUACUAUUUAUAAAUUGAAGACAAAUCAACAUUUGGGGUUAGUUUUACAUGACCUGUUAUCAAAUGGUCAUAGUAUGGAGUGUGCAUUUGUUUAUUAGCAAAUUAUGUUUGAUUUUUAAACUAUUAUUGCUAACAGAUGAGAUGAAAACUAAAGGAAAAUGUCAAUGUGAAGUUUAUGUAUAGCUAGCCUUAAAAAAGCUCCAUGUUUUUAGGUGAUUUUUCCUGUUAGUUCUCUGGAGAAACAGUGGAGAUUGGACAUCUCAAUUCCAGAUGUAAACACAAAGUAAUUUUUAUUUUGACAUUUAAUAUAACUGUUAUUACCGUGGAUUCUUGUCUUGUGUUUUUUCUUUCCCUAUUCAAGUAAGAGAGAAUAACUUUUCCUCAAAUGAUUUGAUCCUAGAUAUGUCAUUUCUGUCUUGGCAAAAUGCUAUCAUUAAAGUGUAAUUCUUGAAUUUAGGUUGAAUUGAUGACUUUUUAAAACA